This is a messenger RNA of Chinchilla lanigera (long-tailed chinchilla), 2717 nucleotides long. RefSeq names its product phosphatidylserine decarboxylase (gene Pisd). The coding region runs from base 455 to 1600 and encodes 381 amino acids. The record is from RefSeq and is a predicted model, not a curated record. The transcript is spliced from 8 exons. Gene Ontology annotation, cellular component: mitochondrion. Lineage: Eukaryota; Metazoa; Chordata; Mammalia; Rodentia; Chinchillidae. Gene Ontology annotation, biological process: phosphatidylethanolamine biosynthetic process. Gene Ontology annotation, molecular function: phosphatidylserine decarboxylase activity.
ACCUUGUUCUGGCAGGGUGGUUCCUGCAGAUAGAUAGCCAGGGAGGAGCCUGGCCAAAGUGCUUUUCUGUAGCAGAGAUGGAAAAAGCGGAGCAGAAUGGUAUGGCCUGUUCCCAGGGCCAGGCUGGAUUUUCCUGAGGCCACCCAGGUGCACAGCUUCUGAGGAGGCCAGAAUGGGGUCGGAGCUAGGUCCUGGGGAGUUUUCAGGCUAGAAGAGAGCUGGAGCAGACCUGACGCCCAGGUUCUGACCAAGCCCUGGCCAUCCUAGCCUGUGUCCUGUGAGUGAUCCAGAUUGAGCCAAGCCGGGAAGCAGCGCCACCAGCCAUCAGCACCCCUUGAGAAGUGACAGCACGGGAGAUCCUCCAGCAAGGGGGGGAAGGGGAGGAAGGAAAGAAAAACAAAGGCGAGUGAGCGAGCGCAGGAGCCUUUGCGCCGCCUCCCUGUGCCUGCCCACAAUGUGUCAGUCAGAGGCGCGGCGAGGACCAGAGCUCCGAGCAGCAGCGAAAUGGUUGCACUUUCCCCAGCUGGCCCUGCGGAGGAGGCUGGGCCAGCUGAGCUGUAUGUCCAGACCUGCCCUGAAACUGCGCUCCUGGCCCCUGACUGUCCUGUACUACCUCCUGCCCUUUGGUGCCCUCAGGCCGCUCAGCCGGGUGGGAUGGCGGCCUGUGAGCAGGGUGGCUCUGUACAAGUCAGUGCCAACGCGUUUGCUGUCCCGGGCCUGGGGUCGCCUCAACCAGGUGGAGCUGCCGCACUGGCUACGCCGGCCUGUCUACAGCCUGUACAUCUGGACCUUCGGGGUGAACAUGAAGGAGGCAGCCGUGGAGGACUUGCACCACUACCGCAACCUCAGCGAGUUCUUCCGGCGCAAGCUGAAGCCACAGGCCCGGCCUGUCUGUGGCCUGCACAGUGUGAUCAGCCCAUCCGAUGGGAAGAUCCUCAACUUCGGGCAGGUGAAGAACUGUGAGGUCGAGCAAGUGAAGGGGGUCACCUACUCACUGGAGUCGUUCCUGGGCCCUCGCACCUACCCGGAGGACCUGCCCUUCCCCCCAGCCUCCUCAGAAGGCUGGUCACCUGGGAAGGACUCCUUCAGAAACCAGCUGGUCACCCGGGAAGGGAAUGAGCUGUACCACUGUGUCAUCUACCUGGCCCCCGGGGACUACCACUGCUUCCACUCCCCCACUGACUGGACUGUCUCCCACAGGCGCCACUUCCCAGGCUCCUUGAUGUCUGUGAACCCUGGCAUGGCCCGCUGGAUCAAAGAGCUCUUCUGCCACAAUGAACGGGUAGUCCUGACAGGGGACUGGAAACAUGGCUUCUUCUCAUUAACAGCUGUGGGGGCCACCAACGUGGGCUCUAUUCGUAUUUACUUUGACCGGGACCUGCACACCAACAGUCCAAGAUACAGCAAGGGUUCUUACAAUGACUUCAGCUUUGUGACACAUGCCAACAAGGAGGGCGUGCCCAUGCGCAAGGGCGAGCACCUGGGCGAGUUCAACCUGGGCUCCACCAUUGUGCUCAUCUUCGAGGCCCCCAAGGACUUCAAUUUCAGGCUGAAAGCAGGACAGAAGAUCCGCUUUGGGGAGGCGCUGGGCUCCCUCUAAGGCCUCUUCCUGGCUAUGGCUGCUGAGCGAAUCUUUCUACACAGGAGUAUAAGGGUCUUUUAGGCCCUGAGGAUGUCCAGGUGACCACCACAGGGCCACAGGGUGUCGGCUUGGUAGGAUUUCAAUGAUCUGCUCUUGCCCGUCCCAGGGUGCAGACAAGAGGUUCUGGACCCUUUUCACAAGGCAGCCAGAGCCCGUAUGAUGCCCUAGGCCUACCCUACAGAGAAAAUGUGUCAGUGGGAAUGAUCUGAGUCACUUGUAGAUCUUUUGUAACAUGUGUAAACUGGAGACCCCACACAUCUCCUGGCUGAGUGUUCAGCUGGUCUUGGACAUUGAAGACGGUGAGUGCUAAAGUGCCCUGUAGCUGCUCCUCCCAUCACGGGACAGUCUUCUGCAGCCCCUUGUGCUUUUUCUGGCCUUCCCCUUGUCCUCCCCAGGGUAAGGCCCCUCCCUGGUAAGGACCGUGGACCCACCCUCUCCUCAGAGCAGGCCUCACGGGGCCUUCUCUUCUUAUUCUUCCCUCGCCCUGCUUGUUGGAAAAGCAGAAUCUUCUUUGCAUCUUUGGCUGAAUGCAUUGCCUUGGACUUUGCCAUUGUUUUCUGAGGAUGGUGACUAAUGAAGUGGCCCUCCAUAGGCCCUGAGGAGUGACCUUCCAGAGCUGGCUGAGCCCUGCCUGUAGCAGGCAAGACAUUUACUGUCCGCCUUGGAGGCAGCCGCAGUCAACAGGGCAACAAGUGGAGGCCUAGCUCAGGACCAGGGUGGGGGCUGGUAUUCCCUCCCCAGAUCCAGCCCUCUAAGAAGUGGGGGAAAUUGCUGCUUUUGGCCCAGCGGCUGUGGCUGCGUUGAAGGCAAAAGAGCCUUAACGGUGGAUCAGUGCCUAGAAAACCUGUCCUGGGUGACAGGUAUGUAGGCCUUGGGGAGCCUACUGGUGGGGAUGAGGCUGAGUUUUGUGCUGAUCCUGGGAACGCUGUGAAUUUCUCCUGCAGGAGAAGUCAUUGAACUUUUUCAACUGUAUCAGUAGCACAGUAUUUUUGUAUGAAAAGCAGGAGACUUCUGAACAGUAAUUCAUUUAAUUGCAAGGCAUUUUGGAAUUAAAAAAACCCAUAAAACUGUAAAA